Molecule: messenger RNA, 1789 nt
Organism: Paraphaeosphaeria sporulosa
Lineage: Eukaryota; Fungi; Ascomycota; Dothideomycetes; Pleosporales; Didymosphaeriaceae
Product: prenylcysteine oxidase-like protein 1 precursor
Exons: 5
Coding region: 99-1715 (538 amino acids)
Biological process (GO): prenylcysteine catabolic process; prenylated protein catabolic process
Molecular function (GO): prenylcysteine oxidase activity
Source: RefSeq, a predicted model, not a curated record
CGGCCAAUGUUUCGCUGCACGUCGUCCCAUGGCCUGCAUACCACCGUGGCUCGAAUACACGUCUUCUUCGACGUAGCUCCAUUGUGACUCGCUCGAGAAUGCAUCUCACGACCGCCGCUCUUCCGCUGCUGAGCUUUGCCGCAGCUCUCCGCAGUAGCGGCAAUGGCCAGCUCGCACAACCCGCAAUAGCACCCAAACGCGUCGCUAUAAUUGGCGCCGGCGCGGCAGGCUCAUCCGCUGCGUACCACCUCGCACAGUUCGCCCAAGACUCUGGGAUACCACUACAGAUUGACGUUUUCGAACGCGACUGGCACAUCGGCGGCCGUUCCACCACAAUAAAUCCCUGGUCAGACUCCGACCAAGCCGUCGAACUCGGCGCGUCCAUCUUCGUCGAUGUAAACCACAUCCUCGUAAAUGCGACCAAGGCCUUCAACCUAUCCACAAACAACCGCGAGAACCUCCUCGCAGAUAUCCCAGAAGUAGGAAUAUGGAACGGGAAAGAAAUCGUCUUCACAAUGAACGAGGGAGGAUGGUGGGACUUGGCGAAGCUAUUUUGGAGAUAUGGAUAUGCGCCUGUAAAAGCGAAUAAAUUGAUGCGGGAGACUGUGGACAAGUUCCUGCAGAUGUACGAGCGGCCGCUUUUCCCAUGGAACAGUCUGAGCGACGUGGUGCAGCUUGUGGGCUUGACUGAGGCGACGGGGCUGACGGGUGAGCAAUACAUGCAGAACAAGGGCAUUUCGCCGAAGUUUGCGAAUGAGAUUGUGCAGGCGAGCACGCGCGUCAACUACGCUUCGAAUCUGGGCACGAUUCAUGGUGUCGAGGCUAUGGUUUGUUUGGCUACGAACGGGGCUAUGAGUAUCGCGGGGGGCAAUUGGAGGAUCUUCGAACACAUGUUGAGCUCGUCCGACUCUAUCUCGACGCACCUGAACAACACCAUUACCCGUAUAUCGAAGCAGGCAGAUGGGUCAUAUAACUUGACAACUAUCGCCGGCCGCGUCUCGAGCUUCGACGAAGUCAUCUUGGCUGCACCUCUCCAGUUCUCCAACCUUGCCAUCGAUCCAGCACCGGAGCAUACGCCCGAGGAGAUUCCCUAUGUAAAGCUGCACGUAACGCACUUUGCGACGCCUCAUAAGCUGGAUCCGUCAGCUUUCGGAUUGGAGGCAGACAAGCCGGUGCCUGAGUAUGUGCUUACGACCCUGCAGGUCGAUGAAGAAUAUGGAUCAAAGCCGAACGUGGGCCGCGCCGGCUUCUUCAGCAUCUCAAUUGUCAGCUCGGGCGUAAAUGUCCACGGAUCCAAGCCACGCAGCGAGUACAUCUACAAGAUUUUCUCGCCAAAGCGGAUCGAUCAUCAAUUCCUUUCCCGUGUGCUUGGGCUUCAGGUAUCGAAGGAAGAGGCUGAGAAGGGCGACGUCGAUGGCACGGUUAGCUGGAUCAACCAUUGGGAGGUCCACUCGUAUCCCUAUGAGUAUCCUCGCGUAACGUUUGAUGAGAUCAAGCUGGAUGAGGGACUUUGGUACACGAGUGCUAUUGAGAGUUUUAUUAGUACAAUGGAAACAAGCGCGCUCUCUGGGAAGAACGUCGCACAGCUCAUCGUCAACGGAUGGAACAAGCAAUCUGGGGAGAGCUCUGAUGGUGAGGGCUUGAAGACUGGGGCGAAUUGGGACUUCAAACCCUUGUUGGAUAAUGGGCAGAGACCAAUGAAAGACGAUCUGUGAGGGUUGACCGGAAAGUCAAAGUAGUGAUGCAUGCAUUUCCCGUAGAUGUGCUACAUGAAAUCAUGAUGAUGGAA